GAUACUUUCGAGGAAGUAAAUGUUGCAGCCUCUGUGGGUUUGUUGUUUCUGCGCACUUGGAAGAUGUACGUAGCAGGUGUCAUACGUCGCUUUCGUCCCUUCUGAUCGAAGCUACACAUACAUAAAGUUCAACGUCGUCUGCAGGUCGUGGUUUUGUCACAUCUUUAGAGCUUAACACAAGGUAAUGGCUACCUACUUAGCUCGACAAAGCGUGCUUGUGACAUGCGUUUUUCUUCUACACGUUUUCCAUCGUACCCCAGUAGUCGCCCAGACGGCCACCGAUAUCGCCGACGACCUUAACACCAACCUCCUAACACCUUACCUGUCCACACCUGGACAGAAGGUGGACUUGGUGUUCGUGGCGGACCAGUCGGCGUUCUCUGAAGACAAGGUCAGCACAGGUUUCCUGUUCAUGAUCAACUUCGUCAAGGAAAUCCUGUCAGGUUUUACAGUGGACUCCGACCACGCCAGAGUUUCUCUCAUCACCUACAGCGCGGAAGCUUCCGUAAGAAUCAACGAUUUAGACAGCAGGUACGAGACCAAAUGUGCUGUGUUCGGUAGGCUGGAUGAGGUGAGGGUUGAGGUUCCUCAACACCGAGGUCUGACGGCUACAACAGAUGCUCUCAGACAAGCCAAACAAGUUCUGUUGGAGUCCCGCUCAGAUGCCAAGAAGGCUGUCAUCCUCAUCACUGACUCCUACUCCACCAUUGGGGUUCCUCCGGCGGUGGCCUCCGCGGAGAUCAGGUCGCUGCGGUGGGCAGGGUGGGACUCCAGCCUGGGCCCGCAGCUGCAGGUGUUCGCAGUGGGCGUGAACGGUGCGGAUGAGGCUGAACUGGAGUCAGUGGCUAGCUCCAGCCCCACCAACGUGUUCAGCAUUGACAGCUUCUCAACCCUUCGACAAGUGUCAAAAUUUAUUCACAAAGUUCCAGAGAACUCGACCUGGGAGGUGACAAGCAGGAGGCACUGUGGACGGUGUGACAUCUCAGCAUCAUGUGCCUGCGACACCGGCCUGGGACAGUACCACUGUGUCUGUAACCCUGGUUACCAUGGCGAUGGAACAACUUGCCAAGCCUGCCCAGUGGACACAUACAAGGACAGUAUGGGUCCAGGCACCUGCACAGCUUGUCCAGGGAACACCAGUACUGCUUUGGCAAAUGGAGCCACUUCUGCAGAGGAUUGUGCAGAGCUCUUGUGUCCAGUCCUGCCACCGGUGGACCAUGCCACCAGCUUCCACAUCUACAGCCCGGCUAACGAGGCCCAGGUAAACACCUUCACCACCUGUAAGAACACACCUGGGGACUUCUGCUACUUCCAGUGUGAUGUGGGCUUCUCCACCUCAGAUGAUACCAGGUUGUACUGUGAAGGGACCAGAUGGAAUCAUGGUCCACCCACCUGUGAAGUGGUGGAUUGUCCGAGGAUCAAUGCAACAGAAGGAAUGACUGUUACAUACGAUCAUUCCACAUACGGAGAUUACACGUAUGGCACAGUGGCCAAUAUCACCUGUGCAGACGGCUACAGGACCUAUGGUUCUACAGAACGGACAUGUGCAGAAGAUGGCGACUGGAAUGGCACCACAACUCAAUGUCAACCGACCCAGUGCCCGUCCCUGGUCCCCCCAGCUUACGGUCAGAUCUCCCCAUCCACCUGCUCCAGUGAGAAGUCAGACUAUCGGACAGUCUGUACCUACGGCUGUAAUGACGGUUUCCAGCUCGUGGGUCCAGCAAACAGGACAUGCCAGAGUAAUGACCAGUGGACCGAUUCUGAUGUGACCAGCACCUGCAACGAUGUUGAGCCACCAACCAUAGUUUGCCCCAGUGAAAGAACCCUUUAUUCAGAUGAUGGAAACAAGAAGACCUUCUACUGGAAUAACGAGGAACCCGGGAUAAGUGACAACUCUGGCUCCUACAACAGUUACACUGUGGUGCCGGCAUACAGCAACCCAAACGACUUCCUUGUCGGUAUCCACACCCUCACCUACAGAGUCACAGAUGCUGCUGGGAAUGAGGCUUCCUGUGAAAGACGGCUCAUAGUAGAAGCAUCCCAGCCACCAUCCCUGGAGUUUUGCCCUGAUAACGUUACCACAACCAUCACAGUCACUGCCACCACGGGUGCCUUGAACUGGACCGACCCAGUGUAUCUUGAUGCUGAUAACAACAGUGUCAGCAUUGAGUGUGAUCGAACCAAGGGGGAGUCUGCCUCGCUAGGCACCCACAACAUCCACUGUAAUGCCCAGGGCUACACAGCAGUCAACCUGUGCUCUUUUCAAGUUGUUCUCAAAGCUCCAGAAUGCAACAUCCCUGCUGAUCCCCUGCAUGGGUCAUCCUCCUGCACUGCCACUUCCACCCACCAGGAGCGCUGCACUGUCUCAUGUGAUGCUGGCUAUGAAUUUGCAGAAAGACCUGAAUCACAAUAUCUCUGUAGCUACUCGGGUGUCUGGACACCUGAACCCAACUGGCCAAACUGUGCAACCCAAGCAUAUACCGGCUUUGCAACUUCAACAAACACAGUCCAGUAUGACUUAGCAGCUGACAACUGCAAUGACACAGUUCUGGAAGCAAUCAGAAGCAGCUUCAACAGUUCGUUCUUUGCCAUGGAUGUGGUACAAACUGAGUGCGCAAACAACGAAUGUAGCCUUCCUGAAAUCAAUGUGACCUGUGACACAGCACGGCGCAGGCGUGACAUAGCAGAAAAGAGCAGAAUGAGUGCACGGCGUCAGUUAAAACAAUCUACACACAGCAGGAAGUCAGAAUUUCAAGAUAAAGCAGGACUGAAUGAGGUUGAAUCUGGACGAAACAAACGAGCAACAAACUUUGUAGUCACCAUUGUGUUUAUCAUAAGAGUGGAGGUGGUGGUGCCUGCAGGCGGAACUGUGUCAUCAAGUGACCAGAGUAACCUUAUUGACAUCCAGGAUGAACUUUACUUUGGUAUAGAUGAUGCUGUGACUGAUGGCUCUUUUGACAUCACCAUCAGUAUAGCAGGAGUGAUCCUUAUCUGUGAAGUCCAGGAUGACUCCUAUGAUGCAGGGGACCCUGUGCUGGACAAUACUUGUGGGAGCGGUCAAAUUUCCAGACAGCCGAGCGAUUUUGAAGCAUACUGUGUAAACUGUCCUGUGGGAACUUACAAGUCAGGAGACAGCUGCGUGCUGUGCCCCCAUGGACAGUACCAGGACCAGGAGGCACAGCAGGAGUGUCUGUCAUGUCCAGAUGGCACAGACACCAUCAGAAUGGGAGCUGUGAACAUCACUGAAUGCAGAAAGUUUUGCUCUCCUGGAAACUACUCCAGCACAGGACUGGAGGACUGCACACCGUGUGAAGUUGGCUCAUACCAACCUAAUGAGAAAUCCACCUCAUGUGAGCAGUGUUCUAAUGGGAUGUCCACUGAAGCUGAGGGAUCCACCAGUGAAGAUGAUUGCAAAGUUGUGUGUCCUGCUGGAAGCUUAAGUAACUCUUCUACUGGUGUGGUACCUUGUAACAUCUGUCCUGAAGACACCUACCAGCCAGAGACAGGACAGACAGAAUGUGUGCCAUGUCCUGCUGGGUUUGAAACAGAUGCUUCUGGAGCAACCAGCGAGUCUGCCUGUAAAGCCCACCGACUGUAUGUUUUGACUAUCACACUGGUCAUAACAUACAACCUGGACCUUGAAAGGUACAAUGAGAAUUUUGUAAAGAUGUUUGAGGCCACUGGCCUUCCUGGAGAGAUGACUAUCAUUGAGACUGGCACAGAGAGUACUUCUGCCAGCAGGUUGACAACAUGUACUGCUGAUUAUGCUGUCUCGCCCAGUGAGGCUUGGCCAAGUGAGGCCACUAUACGGGAAGCAUUUCGUACCCAACUGGGAACAGGCAGGAUGGGAGAUGAGCCUGCCUCUCUUGACAGCUUCAGUUGUUCUGUAAAAGACCCAUGCAGCCCUGACCCCUGCAACAACGGUACCUGCCUGUCCUCAAUAAGGGACUAUAAGUGCACCUGUACACCUGGUUUCACGGGAACAAACUGUGAGACUGACAUUGACGAGUGCACUUCGAACCCCUGUCAGCACAGCUCCACCUGCCAGGAUGGUAUUGACAUGUUCACCUGUCACUGUGCACCUGGAUACACAGGCACAAACUGUGAAACUGAUAUCAAUGACUGCUCUCCAAGUCCUUGUGAGAAUGGAGCAUCAUGUAUAGAUGCGGUGAAUGCCUACAGUUGCUACUGCAUGGUUGGUUACAGUGGCACCAAUUGUUCUGUGAACAUCGACGACUGUGCCAGCUCUCCAUGUCAAUAUGGCACCUGUCAGGACCUAGUGGCUGACUACAGCUGCACCUGUUCAGCUGGCUAUGCAGGAAAGGACUGUGAGAUUGAUAUAGAUGAGUGCCAGUCCCAGCCAUGCCAGAAUGGUGGGAACUGUACAGACCUGGUCAAUGCCUACAGCUGUUCCUGCGCUGCUGGCUUUGAAGGAGACCACUGUGAAGUGGACAUUGAUGAGUGUGCGAGUGACCCAUGUGACAAUGGAGGCACCUGUGAUGAUGAAGAAAAUGGAUACAGUUGUCUGUGUGCUGUGGGCUUCAUUGGAACAAACUGUGAACAAAACCCAUCUCCAGACUAUGACUUUGACAUGGAUGGAUCCAGCACAAGCUAUGCCAUAGCAGGGAAUAUUCCAGACUUGUCAGCAUUCACCCUGUCUUUCUGGAUGAAGACUUCUGACGAGAUCAAGUUUGGAACUCCUGUUUCAUGUGUCAGGGAUACAUGGGAGGAUCCAAGUGACAAUCUGCUUACACUAACUGACUACGGCAGUUUUGAUUUGUAUGUGAAUGGAGAGGUUGCGUACACAACAGUGGCAGCAAAUAAUGGAGAGUGGACCCAUGUGUGUGUGACCUGGCAGAGUAGUGAUGGUUCCUGGCAGGUGUUUCUCAAUGGCAACCUGGCAAAUUCUGGAACAGGUCUAGCAAUAGGUCAAGUCAUCCAAGGAGGAGGCACUUUUGUUCUUGGACAGGAGAGCAACCCUUCUGGAAACACUACACCAGAUACACGGAAGGCUUUUGACGGUCAGCUAAGUCGCCUGAACCUGUACAGCACAGUCUUGUCUGCAGCUGACAUCAACGCGCAGGCACAGGGAUGUUCCAACGACUUGGGCACCCUGAGGGGCUGGACGGACUUCUUGGGCCAAGUAGGCACUACUGCUGUACAGGACUCCCCAUCAUACUGUCAAGAUGUUGAUGAGUGUAAAGAAGAAGACAUCUGCAGCAGCUAUGAGCUCUGUCUGAACACUGUCGGUGCCUACAACUGCACAUGUGCCCCUGGUUAUACAGGGCAAACCUGUUCUCACCUGAUCAACUUCUGUGACUCUUUACCCUGUCAAAACGGUGGACAAUGCCAUCCAUUGGUCAAUGACUACAGAUGCAGUUGCACUGAUGGUUGGGGAGGAAAAGACUGCUCACAGCCGGCAAGCUUCUGCGAGUUAAACCCAUGUAAAAAUGAUGGGAAGUGCGUAUCAUCCGCAGCUGGCUACAUUUGUGAGUGUGCUAGCAAUCAGUUUGAUCCAGACAGGCACUGUGAAAGCAAAGACUUGUGUGCCAGCAUCCAGUGUGAAAAUGGUGGUACAUGUAACAGCUCAGAUGGAAGCUGCACCUGUGCAUCAGGGUUUGAGGGAGUUUACUGUGGAUUGACGAAUUAUGAUCCAUGUCGGGAAAAUCCAUGCUUGAACGAUGGGACCUGUGAAGUUAACGAGGAUGGCUACACAUGUCAUUGUGCCAGUGGUGAUGAAAAGUACUGUGAAGAGCCUGAUGCCUGCUCAAAUAAUCCAUGCCAAAACGAUGGCGUUUGUGCUAGAAAUGGGACAACAUUUAUUUGUGGCUGCAAGGAGGGAACAGAAGGCAAUCUCUGUGAAAGGAUAAUUGAUUACUGUGCACCCAACCCCUGCCAGAACGAUGCAACAUGUGUCAGCAGAGAUUUUGAGGGACCUGACUGUACCUGCCGAGAUGGCUUUACAGGACCAUAUUGCGAGAACAGCAUUGAUGUGUGUACAUACAACCAGAGACAAAACCUGUGUCAAAAUGGAGGCACUGCUGAGGAGAAUGGCACCACAUGUGUAUGUCAAUGUCCUGAGGAUACUUCUGUGUGCGAGGAUAUGGGUCUGUAUGGUGGGUUCACUGCAACUUGUGGCUGCUCCAAAUGCUAUGAUGAUGGUGAUGAUGAUGAUGAUGGUGGUGAAGACUUGUACUGCUCCCCAGAUUCAGGACGUUGUGUUGUGAAUGAAGAAGGUCAAUCAGAAUGCCAGUGUGACCGUGGGUACAAUGGAAAACACUGUUUAAGACAAGAUGAUCAAGUGGAAUUCUGCAUAACUUCCAUCACAAUUGACGAGCGCUACAGAGACAUGGAAAGUCUACCAGAUGCAACCAAGGAAAACAUGGGCUCAUUUCUAGCAAACAAGUCACGGGACACAUAUACAUACAAUUACUAUGAGCCCUGGAGGAUCAACGCAUCUUACAAGACAAUUAGAGAGGGAGCAGAGGGUAAAGCAGUAGUCGAGCUGGCAAUGACCUUCAUGGUUCCACCGAAACAUACAGGAGAAUACAACGUGCCAAAUUUGACAAGAGUUCUCACGAGCAGAGAGGAGCUUGGUGGCUUUAAUGUUGUGUCUGUAGAAAUGGACCAUGAGUGUGCAGAUCCAGAUUCACAUACAGAUAAACUACAUAUUGUCUACAUUGCUGUGGGCUGUUUGGGUGGACUUGCUGUCUUGUCCAUUGUCGCGGCACUUGCAUGGUAUCUGAAGAAGAAGAAGACAGGCCUUUACUCAAGACCCUCUAGCAGGAUAGGACCUUCUCCUCCUCCUUCAGAACACACCUAUGAAGAUAUUGCUCCCUACAAAAACCAAAAAUACAUUGACAGGCAAAAAACAGUAGAUUGGUUGGCAAGGAUGGACCCUUAUGCUCGACCUCAAUACGAAAACGAAGACCAGCAAUCUGAAAGGCCAUCAACUAGCAUGUCUGAUAGACCACGCUUUGAAAACGAAAGUGAGGGUGGUUCCUCGGUGGACCUAAGGAGGGGCAUUUCCCCCAUGAGCGAUGUCGUGCAACCUGGAGGUCGUUCCAUGGACCCUACUCGUCCUCUGUAUCCCAACUUGCGUGACUCUGUGACCCCAAGUGAUAUUAAAAUGAAGAGAUUAGACCCUCAGUACUGGUAGUAUAGAUCUGCCUAUCCUACUGAUACUAUGCCUAUGUUAGUGUCACCUUUCAAAAAGGAUUGCUGUGCACAAUUUGGAAGAACUGCUUAUUUGAUGGAAAUGCAGGAUUUGUACAUCGAUGGUGCUGCCCUUACCACUGGUCAUAAGGAAUCAAUGUGAAUAUUGAAACUGAUUCACAGAAACUGCGUAGCUAACAAAUCAACAUAUGGAGGUGACAGAAGAGGGGGGGGCAUUGAUACAGAAAUAUAAAACACAAAAACAGAAAUUCUACAUGAGCUGUAACAAAAAAAUGAAGACUGUUCAUCUGAUCCAAAAAAGUCACUCUGAUAUCCUCUUUCAUCGUCUUUAUCAGGUUUGUUCCUUUGAGUCAAACUGAAGAAAUACUUACAGCUGAGGUUUGAGAUUUGACAAGGGUCUAGACUGGCAAAUCAUAGCACAAUCUAAUAACCUAUUUUUGCUGCUGUAAAUAGCUUGUGUUAAAACCUAAGUAUAGGAUAUAUUUGCUGCUACUGAGAAUUUGCUUUGAAAUCAUGAUUAAUUGAAUGGAAUACUAAUUCUAUUAUUUGUAUUUACCAGAGUAAGCCAUGACUUUUUAUGACUGUAAAUUGUGUUUUCUACCAAUGACAUGAUACCUGUUAUACUUGUUAUACAUUUUUGGAGUUCAAAGAUUUGAACAAAACAUAUCUGUAAGAACCUUUUUGUGUUGCCAAUUGGUGUAAUUUUUUAAUUACAUGGUACUUACUUAAUAGAUAUACCAGGAGUAUAUAUGAUGAUGUUUGUGUUAAUCAUAUGCAUGGCAUCAAAUGCACACACACAAAAAACACACACACAGAGAUGUAGUCAAACUUAUAACUUUGUUGGUUGUUUAAAAAAGCUGAGUUCAGUGUUGCUUUCUAGAUCUAGUUUAUAUGAUGGUCAGUCAUAUGGCCAUUUAAACAAGAAGUCAUACCAUGUAUUUGUCAUUUUGUGCUGGAAUAUUGCUUGGAUUGUGGCAUAUUCUGAUCAUAACCCAUCAUAAUAUAGAAAUCAACAUGGUCUCUGUAAUAUGUAAAGAAAAACUCGGAUAUAAAUUUUUCUUUACAUAUUACAGAGACCAUGUUGAUUUCUAUAUUAUGAUGGGUUAUGAU
This is a messenger RNA of Branchiostoma floridae (Florida lancelet), 8286 nucleotides long. RefSeq names its product sushi, von Willebrand factor type A, EGF and pentraxin domain-containing protein 1-like. The transcript is spliced from 30 exons. Lineage: Eukaryota; Metazoa; Chordata; Leptocardii; Amphioxiformes; Branchiostomatidae. Gene Ontology annotation, molecular function: zinc ion binding; calcium ion binding. Gene Ontology annotation, cellular component: protein-containing complex; plasma membrane. The record is from RefSeq and is a predicted model, not a curated record. Bases 185 to 7159 code for a protein of 2324 amino acids. Gene Ontology annotation, biological process: establishment or maintenance of epithelial cell apical/basal polarity; heterophilic cell-cell adhesion.